CAGGAAAACCUGGCAUUUUGUAUCCAGACCCGAGCAAGAUAAUCGCCAGAAAAUACAAACAUCAACCGCACAUCUACAAUACAAUUACAUACAUUCACAUACAUUCACCAUGGAGUCAGUAUCUCAGCCACCCCGAUCGCAAGACGACGCACAAUCCAAUCCCGUUUUCAACAUCGACUUCUCAUGGAAGAAGUCUCGAAGUCUCGUCACCGAGCAGGGUAGAUCUUCUGAACCUGCCUAUAUCAUCGACUUCAAGGCCCUGUCGUCCCCACACAUUAUAUUCCGAUCUGCCCCCGAUGAACGCAUUAUCGGGACUGGCACGAUUCAUGCCGUUUCCAUCAACGCCAACUACGAAAUCCACGGCCGGAAAGGCCAACUGAAAGCCCUCAAGCGUCUCGCAACUGAGUACACCUACCUUUCAUUGGCCUUCUCCGACGACGGAACCCAAGAAGCAAUGAGGUGGACCGCCAACUGUGCGCUCAAGACCUGGGACUUUAUCUGCCUUGACGAACAGCAGAUGCCCGUGGCAAAAUUCUCCGUGAACACGUUCGCUGCGAAGAAAUAUGUCAACAUUGAAUUCAUCGGGCCGAAAGCAACCUCGCAGGAUGCUCAAGAGGAGAUUCUGGUAACGGGUAUGACCCUAUACCAGUGCAUGUUGCUCCGCUGUAACAACAUGUUUUCCUUAAUCGGGGCUGCUAUUGCAAACCCAGGCCCCCUGGAAAAAGAUGUCGGUGUGGCGGCAAAGGUCCAGUAGCUAGUGACUGAGAGGAAGACCAUGUCGAGGCAGUGGCAUGGUAAGGAGCUAUGGAGAUGAGCUGUUGGAGCAGAUGGUAUGAUUACUGUGUUUUAGAAAUAGGUCUGGACUGUUGUGGCGUCGUCGAUGGAAGUUGGCACUGGAGCGUCAAGGGGAAUCAAAUCAAUGAGAAACUAUCACUUCAAGUUUACCCGGCAGACUUCUCUCGAGCAUCGUGAAACUAUGUACUGAUUACUU
Messenger RNA from Ilyonectria robusta, 991 nucleotides. RefSeq lists its product as uncharacterized. The record is from RefSeq and is a predicted model, not a curated record. NCBI's taxonomy places the organism in Eukaryota, Fungi, Ascomycota, Sordariomycetes, Hypocreales, Nectriaceae. The transcript has a single exon. Bases 110 to 754 code for a protein of 214 amino acids.